This is a messenger RNA of Zingiber officinale, 1335 nucleotides long. RefSeq lists its product as uncharacterized. The record is from RefSeq and is a predicted model, not a curated record. Bases 1 to 1335 code for a protein of 444 amino acids. The transcript has 3 exons. NCBI's taxonomy places the organism in Eukaryota, Viridiplantae, Streptophyta, Magnoliopsida, Zingiberales, Zingiberaceae.
AUGGUGUCCAACAUCCAAAAAUCUGGUCCUGGUAUUCAACCUCCGACUACAUAUGAAAUUGCCGGUCCAUAUUUAGAUGAACAAGUGGAGGAGAUCAAGACUUGGAUCCUAUCAUGCAAGAAACAAUGGAGCUUAUAUGGGGUUACGUUGAUGUGUGAUGGCUGGACAGGACCUACACGGAUGAGCAUCAUCAACUUUCUACUAUACUGCAAUAGAAAGGUGAUAUUUCAUAAAUCUAUUGAUGCAACUACAGACUAUCAUGAUUCACCCUACAUAUUUCGUUUGAUGGAUAGUGUAGUUCACGAGAUAGGUGCAGAACAUAUAGUACAGGUGAUUACAGAUAAUGGUGCCAACUUUAAAAGGGCUGGAGUGAUGUUGGAGCAAAGGUAUCAAACAUUAUUUUGGACACCAUGCGCAGCACACUGUAUCGAUUUGAUGAUGGCAGAUAUCGGUAAGCUCGAUAUAGUGAAGAAGGUAGUGAAAAAAGGUCAAUCUUUAACAAAAUUCAUCUUUAAUCAUCAUUGGGUUCAUGGAUUAAUGAGGAAAUUUAUUGAUGGGGAGAUUCUGCGACCAGGAGCGACUAGAUUUGCCACUCACUUUCUACUGUUAAAAUCGUUGAAUCAGAAAAAAGUCGGAUUAAAGGCCAUGUUCUCUUAUGAGGAUUGGGAAGCCUCUCGAUAUUCUAACACGACUGUAGGUAAGGAAGUACAAAAAAUUAUUAUGUCGGUCAGAUUUUGGGACUAUAUCGUAGAUAUUCUUAUAGCAAUAAAACCAUUGUACGUUGUUCUACGUAAAGUUGAUAUGGACAAGAAGCCACAAAUGGGCAACGUUUACCGCCUAAUUCAUGAAGCAAAAGAGGAAAUUAAGAGGCGUCUACAAUCACUGACCAAGUAUCAACAUUACAUUGAUAUAAUCACUACAAGAUGGGAUGAUCAAAUGGGAAAACCUAUUCAUUUGGCCGGCUAUUAUCUCAAUCUGACAUAUCAAUAUCGUUAUAAUCUUGGCACAAAUGAUGAUUUAUUAGUGGCCCUCAGACAUGUAAUAUUAAGACUGCAUACACACACAGAAUCAAUUGCAGAGACUAUUAAUGAAAGUCGAUUAUUUCGAGAGGCAUAUGGUUCUUUUAGCGAUCCUAUUGCAGUUUCAUGCAGAUAUAAAAUGGAUGCAGAAAUUGGUCAACUUUCCCUCAUUCAAAAGUACGAAAUCGCCUUUCUUAUCGUCGCUGAGAAGAUGGUCUACGCUCAUUAUAAUAUGCCUUCAACUAAGAGCAAUAACAAAAGAGAAGAAAAAGAUGAGUCCGGUGAUGUAGACCCAUUUGAUAUUGGUUUGUCCUGA